AUGACAUUUGACAGCGCCCUCCAACCCCCCACAUCUGUAUUCCGAUACAGACAGAUCCAAGUAAGAAAAUACAUUCUCUCCUCAAUUUUCGUAGGCGGAUGCAACUUCCGACACUCUUCCAGCUACCCCGAAGAAGGUUCCGCCUACCCCCAACAAUACCCCAGCAUCAACUCCUGCUACCUCAGCCACCAACUCCCCAGCAACUAUCGUCAGCGAUAG
Messenger RNA from Letharia columbiana, 219 nucleotides. RefSeq lists its product as uncharacterized. The transcript has 2 exons. The coding region runs from base 1 to 219 and encodes 72 amino acids. Lineage: Eukaryota; Fungi; Ascomycota; Lecanoromycetes; Lecanorales; Parmeliaceae. The record is from RefSeq and is a predicted model, not a curated record.